AAUCGCGCCGCGGUUUGUUGGGACACGCCGGCAAGCCGCCUCUCCAGUUAUCGGCUCCUCCGAGGAAGGGGGCGGUUGGAGUGGUCUCCAUUGUUCGCGGCUUAGGGCGCCAUGAGGGGUGACCGAGGCCGAGGUCGCGGAGGGCGCUUUGGUUCCAGAGGAGGCCCAGGAGGAGGGUUCAGGCCCUUUGUGCCGCACAUCCCGUUUGAUUUCUAUUUGUGCGAGAUGGCCUUCCCCCGGGUCAAGCCAGCGCCUGAUGAAACUUCCUUCAGUGAGGCCUUGCUGAAGAGGAAUCAGGACCUUGCUCCUAAUUCUGCUGAACAAGCCUCUAUCCUUUCUCUGGUGACAAAAAUAAACAACGUGAUUGACAAUUUGAUUGUGGCUCCAGGGACAUUUGAAGUGCAAAUUGAAGAAGUUCGACAGGUGGGAUCUUAUAAAAAGGGAACGAUGACCACGGGGCACAACGUGGCCGACCUGGUGGUAAUCCUAAAGAUUCUGCCAACGUUGGAAGCUGUCGCUGCCCUAGGGAACAAAGUCGUGGAGAGCCUCAGAGCGCAGGACCCUUCUGAAGUUUUGACCAUGCUGACCAACGAAACUGGCUUCGAGAUCAGCUCGUCUGACGCGACGGUGAAGAUCCUCAUCACGACAGUGCCGCCCAACCUCCGGAAACUGGACCCAGAACUCCACUUGGACAUCAAGGUGUUGCAGAGUGCCCUAGCAGCCAUCCGGCACGCCCGCUGGUUUGAGGAAAAUGCCUCUCAGUCCACAGUUAAAGUUCUCAUCAGACUGCUGAAGGACCUGAGGAUUCGUUUUCCUGGCUUUGAGCCCCUCACACCCUGGAUCCUCGACCUACUCGGGCACUAUGCCGUGAUGAACAACCCCACCAGACAGCCUUUGGCCCUAAACGUGGCAUACAGGCGCUGCUUGCAGAUCCUGGCCGCAGGACUGUUCCUGCCAGGGUCGAUGGGCAUCACGGACCCCUGUGAGAGUGGCAACUUCAGAGUACACACAGUCAUGACUCUGGAACAGCAGGACAUGGUCUGCUACACGGCUCAGACGCUGGUCCGGAUACUCUCGCAUGGUGGCUUCAGGAAGAUCCUUGGCCAGGAGGGUGAUGCCAGCUAUCUUGCUUCUGAAAUAUCUACCUGGGAUGGAGUGAUAGUGACACCUUCAGAAAAGGCUUAUGAGAAGCCACCAGAGAAGAAGGAAGGAGAAGAAGAGGAGGAGAAUGCAGAAGAACCACCUCCGGGAGAGGAGGAGGAAAGCAUGGAGACGCAGGAGUGACCUUGCCUUCACCCUCUUUCUUACCCAAGGGGAAGGAAGACCGGAGCCUAGGCUAACUGCCACUGGGCUUUAUAUGGUGGCAUUUCUGAGGGAUGGGGAGACGGGGGAAAAAAAACUCUAUGGAAGGAAGUGUCGUCCCACAGACUUCUGCCGUUGGCCUAGUAGCCAGAAGUCCCCCAGUGAAGCAGGAUACCAACUUUUCUUCCUUAAUACUGUAAACUCCCCAGCUUCCAGAAACCUCUCAACCAGUACUUUGUUGUUGAAAUGUGAACUGUUGAUGUCUGGAAAUUUUUUUCUAGGAAAAAUGAUUAAAGUACUUCCUAGUAGGGCUCUUGA
Pteropus alecto (black flying fox) is the source of this 1620-nucleotide messenger RNA. It is a transcript of the gene ILF2, whose product is annotated as interleukin enhancer binding factor 2. Bases 112 to 1284 code for a protein of 390 amino acids. The transcript has 14 exons. NCBI's taxonomy places the organism in Eukaryota, Metazoa, Chordata, Mammalia, Chiroptera, Pteropodidae. The record is from RefSeq and is a predicted model, not a curated record.